This is a messenger RNA of Poeciliopsis prolifica (blackstripe livebearer), 2474 nucleotides long. RefSeq names its product vasohibin 2 (gene vash2). Gene Ontology annotation, biological process: regulation of angiogenesis. Gene Ontology annotation, cellular component: cytoplasm. The transcript is spliced from 9 exons. The record is from RefSeq and is a predicted model, not a curated record. Bases 415 to 1515 code for a protein of 366 amino acids. Lineage: Eukaryota; Metazoa; Chordata; Actinopteri; Cyprinodontiformes; Poeciliidae.
UUCGGCAACUGCAGGGAAUCCGUGGAGCAGAAGAGAUCGCCAGGUAUCCGCUAGAGGAGCUGCGUUAUCUCAAAUGAUUUAAUCAUGUGACGGGCUUAUUAGGACUUUUAUCAUAAUGAAAUCAAAUUUUCCGAAUAGACAGCGGAUACCGAGGCGAUUUAGAGCCUGAUAACGGAAGGCAAUGCACAGAGGAGGCGGUAACCCAGGACUGGGCUGGUGGAAGGCAGCGGCCCCUGCAGUGUGCUGAGACCAAAGAUAGAAGAGCGCCGUCAAGUAAGGAGCGGAACCAACUCAACUUCCGGAUGAGAAUUUCAGAAUAAAAGAGGUCUGCCUUCACUAUGCCAGUAUGGACUGUCUGAGCCGCAGCAGGAAGCGGCUCUAGCUGGCUGAGAAUCGCCUGUGCUCCUGGGACCGAUGACGGGACCCAACUCCCCGAGCCGGACCGGCACCUCAUCGGCCAAGUUCAACAGGCGCGGCCGCUCCAAGAGCAGCAGUGCACACUGCCUGCUCCACUGCGGCGCUGGGGAGGAGACCGCCGCCUGCCCCCUCAGUAAAUCCCCCGAGGAGGAAGAGAAGAAGGACGGAGGGGUUCUCUUCUACGUUAAUCGGAACGGGUUCCCCAUCGAGAGCGUCACCUGGGAGAGGAUGUGGUCCCAUGUGGCCGCCGUCCAUCCUGAGGGGCAGGAGAUGGUGGACCGGAUACGGAACGCUGCAAACCUGCCAAAAGCUGUUCCCUCCAUUCCAACCUUCAAGCCAUCCAUGUCAGCCCCCGAUUGGCUGGUAGCCGUCCAGAACUACAUGAAGGCUCUGCAGUACAACCACACUGGAACCCAGUUUUUUGAGAUUAAGAAGAGCCGCCCGCUGUGUGGGUUGAUGGAAACGGCGAGGGAGAUGAUCAGGGAGUCUCUGCCAAUCAAAUGCCUGGAAGCCGUCAUCCUGGGAGUCUACCUGACCAACGGCCUCACGUCUCUGGAGCGCUUCCCCAUCAGCUUCAAGACCCAGUUUUCAGGUCACUGCUUCCACCACGUGGUUCUGGGCGUCUACUGCAACGGUCGCUACGGAUCGCUGGGCAUGAGCCGGCGCCCGGACCUGAUGGACAAACCGCUGAGCCACCGGACGCUGAGCGAGCUGGUGGCCGAGUUCGAGAGCUCCUACAAGAGAUACCAGCACACGCUGAAGAAGGUGAAGAUUGGCUUGUACGUGCCUCACGACCCCCAUGUCUUUCAGCCAAUCGAGUGGAAGUACUUGGUGCUGAACACGACCCGACUCGGCGCUCAGGAGAUGAGGAAGGAUCUGGAGAAACAUGGCCGGGACAUGAGGAUGAAGAUCCUGAAAUCCUCCAUCGCUCAGUCACCAAUCAAGGAGCGCAGCCGAGGAAAGUCCUUAUCGCCACGGCGGCGGCCGGUCAGCCCUCAGCGACGCAUCGAAAAACGUCGAGACAAAUCGCCAGCCGCAGUGGAGAGGAGACCUCUGGAGCUCAGCACCCUUAGCGACGGUUACCAGAUCCGUAUCUAAUGAACUCCCCUGCCCUUUGACCCCGCCCCACCCUGACCCGCCCUCGCUCAGCCUGGGGUCAACCUGCCGUCAUUGCUGCCAUAAACCAGGUCACUGCAACUGCGUCCAGUGCGAAUCAGAAGUAAAGUAGUUGUGGACAGAAUGUGGUAGCCAUUCUUCAUUCCUGACAGGAAGCUCGUCUAGGUCACUUCCUGUCAUGAGGCAGCAGUUAGAGCUGAACCGUCUGGUUGGGGGCGGUCCUUUCUCAAAGGGGCGGGGUUUAAAGAAAAAACAUGGCUGGAGUUUUUCAUCAUGAAAGAUUCUCAGAACGUUAUCGGAUUUAAAACGUCUCUCCAGAAGUUGGACCAAAAAUUCAACUAAACAAAUAAAACUGAAGAUAAUGGAAUUCAAAACCGACAGGAGUCCAAAUAAUCUGGCUGAACACACUUUGAAAUGCAGAAUGCAUUAAUCACUGUAGGCAGGCUAGAUUAGGAGAGCAUGUUGGAUAAAUUAUGCAAAAACAACUAAAGAGUCAGAACAGAACAGAUGAAGAUGGAGUGAUAGAAGCGAUGGAUUAUCAGAGCGCAGCAGAAUCUGUCUGUUGACACAAAUCAGAAGGUUUGACCUUUAAAUCAUUUAAGCUUCACUUUUUUGCAAAGUUGAGAAGAAAUUAGCAUGUUAUGUUCAGAGCCAAAUAUUUUCCCUCUAAAGGUUCUGCUUGGGAAGGAGAAAAGGUCAAAGUUUAUUUUCCAACCUGUUCCACCAACAGCUGGAAAGUGAACAGAUUGAGGUUCAGAGGAACCAAACAGGAAGUGAUGUAUCUUUGUGUUGCAGUCAGCGCCGUUUGAACAUGUUUAUGAAUCCAUAAAGUUUCAUUUGAAGGUAAAUCUCUGAAUCGGAGGAGAGAGAGUUGAUCCCAGAGAAACUCAGAGCAGCCUCCAGUCAGUACUGUUUGCACUGACGGUGUGUGUGUGUGUGUG